This is a messenger RNA of Cotesia congregata, 1926 nucleotides long. Lineage: Eukaryota; Metazoa; Arthropoda; Insecta; Hymenoptera; Braconidae. The record is from the annotation of a GenBank genome assembly.
AUGAGUGACUGUGAUAAACCGAGUGCCGAGGACCGCAAAAACUCAAAGAUUACUUCCAAAGAAGUAACUAAUUAUUUUAGUGACCAAAAUGAAGAACUUACGCUGGAAGAUUUGGCGCCGGAUGGCGGAUGGGGGUGGAUGAUUGCCCUCGCUAUGAUUAUUGUUUUCGUGACGACAUUCUGCGCGGGAGCUUCCUUCGCGAUAGUCUUCGGGGCCUUCUUCGAGGAGAAAGGCCAAUCAGGAUCCGCUAUGACGCUCCUCAAUUCCGUUUUUAUGAUAAGUUUUUCGAUAUCAGGUGUUGUGACAAAUGCACUCUUGAAGAAAUACUCCUUGAGAUUGGUCAGCGUCACCGCGGCGCUGCUCUUUGCGAUACCUAACAUUUGGUCCGCGUUUGUUACGCAUGUUUAUGAACUCGCGGUUAUUUUCUUCAUUCAAGGAAUCGGCGCCGGGCUGAUGAAUACCAUCAGCAGCGCCAGUUUCAACGCGUUUUUCGUUAAGAAACGGGCCAAGGUAAUGAGUGCAGCGCAAGUGAUAAUUGGAUUGGGAGGAAUAGUAUACCCCAUGAUAAUUGAAAAAAUGAUGGACAUAUACGGAUUUCGAGGAACGGCAGCAAUAAUUGGCGCACUGAGUCUGAACGCGAUAGCAGGAAUGAUGAUGAUGCACCCGGUAGAAUGGCAUCUGAGAGACCCAAAUGAGGUGCUGGAAGAAAGAAGACAACUAAAGGGCCCGCAGCCCCAAUCCGAACACAACCACUCUGCUCUCAACAAAGUCAAAAUACUUGGUUCGAGUGACCGCCGGUCGACGAUCCAUUGCACCCAAGAUUUUAUGGAGCCUGCUAGGUGGAGUAGUUUGUGUAACAUUAAGGACAAUCCUGGAUGUCAGGAACCUCUUCUUUUCAUCAACUCCAAAACAGUAGAAGCAAUCAGUAUGGACCUGGACCCCGACAUGAGACCUAGGUCCAAGUCGAUUUCGAUGAAGAUGCAGCUAGCGAGGAGUCUGUCCUUGUUGCCGGCUUCCAGCAUCGGAAACAUCACCGGGGCCUUGGUAGAAGCCCAGCAUCGACGGGAUUUGACCACUAAAGCUUCGCUUGAUGAACUAAAGGAAUUAAACACACCUAUUGGUGAUAGUAUUAAUGGUCAUAACAAGAGUGAUCAUCACGAUGAAAAUAAAAAUUUGGUCAUCAAGAGAAAGCAACAAUUAUCUGAUUUGUUUGAACUGUCGCUUCUAAAAGACCGGACCUUCGUGAUAAUGAGCUUGGGAAUUUCGUUUGUCUUCGUAAGUGACUUUACAUUCAUUUCGCUGGUUCCUCUGGCGAUGAUGCAUGAUGGAUACACAAACUCUCAAGCUGCUGUUACAAUAACAGUAGCCGCAGCUGCAGAACUGGCUUCAAGAAUUUUGUACUUGAUCUUCACUCUAAUUGUAAAUUGUCGGGCUAAAUUUGUUUUCUUCUUUGCGAUGAUCGUGAUGGGCUUCGCCAAAUUAGGUACCAAGUUCACUUUAAAUUGUCAGGGAACUAGUUUAGGAUUUCAGGUACUGAUUAUCUAUUUUACAGCUUUUCUCUACUUCGGCAACACAUUAAUGGGGAUAUACAUCUGCACAGCGGGAAUAGGAAUCGUCAGGACAUUUAUGAUGGUCCCGCAGCCGCUGGUAGUUGUAGAAAAUUACCCCGUUGAAAUGUACGCGGCUUGCUAUGGAAUUUUCACUCUAGUCAAUGGAAUUGUUAUGGUCGUUAUUGGGCCACUAGUCGGAAUAAUCAAAGACGUAACGAACAGCUUCGAGGUGGCACAACUCGUUCUAGUAGGGCUAAAUUGCGCAUUCAUCGUACCCUGGGCGUUGGAGUUUCUGGUGGACUUUCGGCAGAAAAGAAGAAACAGAGUUGUUAAUACUACCGGCAACAUAAAUGCCGACAAUCACGUGAUAGCUUAA